ACCACUCGAAUCAAUCAAGAUGAAUUGCACGUCACCCGCGCGCGGUGGGGUUUUCCCCCCUUCCAGCCUCUCCGGCUUCUUCUUCCUCCUCCUCCUCUUCCUCUUCUCCUUCUUCUCCUCCAGCUUCUUCUCCUCCUCCAGCUUCUUCUUCUUCUCCUCCGGGGCUGCUCCUACUGCCGCCCCCUCUGUCUCCGGGGCCAGAGAGAUAGAUGGGGCUCCUUCCUGAGCUCCCGGCCGCUGGGCUCUCCUGCUGUGGCUGCUCCUUGGGCUGCUGCUCCUGCCCGGGUCCUUGCGGUUGCUGCUCUUUGCUCGCGGUCGCCCAGAGGCGGCGGCAGGAGAAGGAGGAAGAAGAGGAGGAGGAGGAAGAAGAAGAAGAAGAGGAGGAAGAGGAGAAGACAUGAGUGACUUUGACGACUGCGGCAGCAGCAGCCACGGGGCUUCCAGCAUGUACCUCCCCGGCUGUGCCCCCACCGCCUACUAUGUGUCCCCCUCGGAUUUCCCCAGCAAGCCCUCAUUCCUGUCCCAGUCGCCCUCCUGUCAGAUGGCCUUCCCCUACGCCUCCAACCUGCCUCCCCAUGUGCAACCGGUGCGCGAAGUGGCGGCGUUCAGGGACUACGCCGGAGGCAGCGCUGGAGGAGUCGGAGGAGGCGAAGGCGCAAGGGAAGGCGGCGGAGGAGGAGGUAAGUGGCCCUAUCGGGGCUCUUACGGGCCCAGCAGUUUCUACGAGGAGGUGAUGCACGGCCGGGAGUUCCUGCCGCCGGCCAGCCGGAGGAUGGACAUGCUUUUCAAGGCCGACCCGGGGGUCUGCGGCGCCCACCACCACCACCAUCACCAUCACCACCAUGCCGCUGUCGCAGCCGCUGCAGCCGCUGCUGCCGCGGCGGCCAACAACUUCUACAGCGCGGUGGGCAGAAACGGGAUCCUCCCUCAGGGCUUCGACCAGUUUUACGAGGCGGCGGCCCAAGAAAGGGGGACUCCCUACCCGGAGCAAGAGGAGCCCCCCGAGGGGGAGAAGAAGGGAGAGCCCCAGGCCUCGGGCGGCAACCCUCCCUGCGGCAAAACCUCCCCUUCUCCUCCAUUGCCCAGCCAGGAGAAGAAAGGGGCAAGCCAGGGGGGCAACACGGCGUCGCCGCCUUCCGAGGAGGCCGAGAAGAAGACCCACGGAUCAGCUCUUCCCCAGCGAUCUCGGAAAAAGAGGUGCCCUUACACCAAAUACCAGAUCAGAGAACUGGAGCGGGAGUUUUUCUUCAACGUGUACAUCAACAAAGAGAAAAGACUCCAGUUGUCUAGGAUGCUGAACCUCACGGAUCGACAAGUUAAAAUAUGGUUCCAAAAUCGAAGAAUGAAAGAAAAGAAACUGAACAGAGACCGACUGCAGUAUUUCACGGGGAACCCCUUGUUUUGAGGGGGAACAACGGGGAUGGGGUGGGAGAAAAGAGAGAAGGGGAAACCUCCCUUUCGGCCCAGCCUGGCAUCUGAGCCCAAACGUCAGGAGGCUUAUGGGACACCCGCCCUGAGGACAUCACAGGUUUCCCAUGGUUUUCAUGGACAGCAGCGACUCUUGUUUCUUCCCAACAGCCCUUGCCUGCUUCCCAGGAGAUCGCAUGGGUUUGGUGGCGGAGCAGAAUUCCCCUGCAAAGGGGAAACGGGGUAAAUCCAAUACUCCCUUCUAAUGUUGUCAUGUGUGUCGUUGUUGUCCCCCCCCCCUUUAAACUGAACAACCACCCCUGGUUUUAAUUCCUCUUCCCAUCCCUUCAUGAUCGAGAAAAGUGGGUCUCAAAUUGUUCAAAAGGAAGGGCGUCAGUGGACAUUGAGGUGACCUUUCCUUUCUGUUGGCUUUUCUGGGGUGGAGAAACGGCGGUGGUGAUGUACACUGGAUAUGUAUAUCCUAUACACCGGUAAAGAUAUAUCUCUGGUUUCUAUGGCCAUUAUAAAAAAAGCAUGGGACGAUGUCUUGUUCACGAGAAUAAAUGGAUGGUAGUAACGUUGGAAGGUGCUAUCUUUGGUGUGUGUUAUCUGCAGUGCCAUCUCUCAGGGAGCUCAGCCUUGUGCCAAAGUGGAAUGGAUUCAUAGGGAAGAAGGUGGCCCAACCUCCCCAUCCCAUUAUCCCCCUCCCCACCUUUCCCAGGACAACCCCAUUAUUCCUUAUUCCUUCAAUCGAAAAAACCCUACAGAGGAGUCAACUCUAUGCUGCAGUCCUAGCCAGGUGAUUUUUUUAGGAUAGAUUCAACAUGGCUGCCUGGAGACCACCAGUACUGAGGAUGGAGGGGAUGGGAAGACUCCCCGUCCUCUAUUUAAAAAGGAAGGCUAGGAUCCUUAACAAAUUAGACACCUUUAAGUCCCACUGUCAACCUAGGACUUAAGCCUAUGCUUAACUCUAUCCUGUCGCAAUCAGUGCGAAAAGUAUUUGACCCCAGCUCCAGAUACGACUCAUAAAAGUGAUCUUUCGAAUAGAUCCAACCAGAUGAUUAAAAAAAAAAUCCCAGUGUAAUGUAGACUAUGAUUGAUCCGAGGGAACCAUCUGAGGACUUCUUCUAGUUCAGAAAUGGUAAAAUGUUCCACUCCAAAACUUAUCUAGGGGCACAUGGGUGGAAUUAAAGUAAAGAGAUACAGCGUUUCAUGAGACAUCUCUUCCUCUUCCAUAUGAUGUAAAUAAACAAGUCAAUGGAAGAAGGACUCGUUAUCCACUCAGUUACUUUUUUCUUCCCCUAGAAUAAGAAUUUGGUGCAGAAACUUCACUUUAUGUUGCACGCUGUUUACAAAACCUUGAACUGUCUAGACAACACCAUAAAAGCUCAGGGUCUAAACAGCUUAAUUGGGUUAUAUUGUACACCUUCGGGUGGGCCAAAAAGAGAUUUCCGCAAUGUGCAAUAAAGGGGACGAGUGAGAAAAGAAUUUGGCUUUUUUUGGUUUUGUUUUUAAAAAGGGGUGUGUGUGUUUAAAGAUGAAAACGUCGAGGAAGAAGUCGGUCUCGUUCUGUUUGCUUGCAUUAAAGGCCAAAGUGGAGGAUAAAAUGAAGCGAGGGGGAAACGGACAUCAUAAUAAGCCCGAAAACAGGGGAUUGUAGGUAAUUAGUGCCAAAAAUUAAAAUUUGAAACUCUUUAGGAAGAAAAACCUAAGCGUAUGCCUUUGAACUUCCAAAAUGUCAAGGUCAUCACCUUUAACCUUUGUG
This is a messenger RNA of Sceloporus undulatus (fence lizard), 3172 nucleotides long. It is a transcript of the gene HOXD11, whose product is annotated as homeobox D11. Lineage: Eukaryota; Metazoa; Chordata; Lepidosauria; Squamata; Phrynosomatidae. The coding region runs from base 398 to 1405 and encodes 335 amino acids. Gene Ontology annotation, cellular component: nucleus. Gene Ontology annotation, biological process: anatomical structure development; regulation of transcription by RNA polymerase II. Gene Ontology annotation, molecular function: RNA polymerase II cis-regulatory region sequence-specific DNA binding; DNA-binding transcription factor activity, RNA polymerase II-specific. The transcript is spliced from 2 exons. The record is from RefSeq and is a predicted model, not a curated record.